AGCGAUAAAAAAAAUAUUCGUAGCUUUACAGUAACCGAGAGAUGUGUAUCUUCUCCGGAUUUUUUGAAUUUCGCGAUUACUCGCGAAUUAUUAUAUCUAGUCAACAAAUAUAAAUGUAACUUAAAAUUUUUUUUGUAAUAUUAUUUUUAACAUGUGCAUUUAACUAUAAUUUUUUUUCUGAUCGUUUUAAUAUAUUAUACUUGUGUUUCGUGUAUAAGUGGGCGUAUUAACCGACGCAACGUAUCAUGAAAAAACAUAUAUCCAUGUAAAACAAGGAAUGUAGCAUUUUGGGUCAAUAUAUCGUUAUUGCUUACCAGCAAAUUUAUUCUGACAUAUGUCAAAUAAAAUGUUAAGAUUUCUAUCGCGACGCAGGGCUCGUAGUGUUAGUGGACAAACUACGUCCUCCCAAAUUAAAAAUCAACGAUUGCUAAGUAAUAAAAAUGUUGUUCAAUGCAGAGUUGUUUUACUUGAUGGUACAGAUUUGCCUAUAGAAUUAUCAAAAAAAGCAUUGGCUAGUGAUUUAUAUGAACAAGUAUUUUAUAGCUUAGAUUUAAUAGAAAAAGAUUAUUUUGGAUUGCAAUAUACAGAUAGCAAUAAUGUUCAGCAUUGGCUAGAUCCUACAAAACCAAUAAAAAAACAAGUAAAAAUUGGACCACCAUAUACUUUACGGCUUAAAGUAAAGUUUUAUUCAUCAGAACCUAAUACUUUACGUGAAGAACUAACAAGAUAUCAAUUCUUCUUACAACUUAAACAAGAUGUCUUGGAAGGAAAACUUCAUUGCCCUCAUCAAGUUGCUGUACAAUUGGCUGCUUUAGCUCUUCAAUCUGAACUUGGUGAUUAUGAUCCUGCCAUACAUAGUGCAGCUACAGUAUCAGAAUUUAGAUUUGUACCAGGUCAAACAGAGCAAAUGGAACUUGAAAUAUUAGAAGAAUAUGCUAAAUGUUCUGGUCUUAGUCCAGCACAGGCUGAAUCAGCUUAUCUCAGUAAAGCAAAAUGGUUAGACAUGUAUGGUGUAGAUAUGCAUACUGUUCUUGGUAAAGAUGCAUGUGAAUAUUCUUUGGGUUUAACGCCAACCGGAAUCCUAGUUUUUGAAGGAACACAAAAAAUAGGAUUAUUUUUUUGGCCAAAAAUUGGUCGAUUAGAUUAAAAAAAGAAAUUAACAUUAGUUGUAGUAGAAGAAGAUGAUGAAGGAAGAGGAGAACAAGAACACACAUUUGUAUUUAGGCUUGUUAAUGAAAAGGCUUGUAAACAUUUAUGGAAAUGUGCUGUAGAACAUCAUGCUUUCUUUCGAUUACGCGCACCUGUUAAAGGUGCUAGUGGACGUCAAAACUUUUUUCGUAUGGGUUCGCGUUUUCGUUAUAGUGGUAAAACAGAAUUUCAAACUACUCAACUGAAUCGAGCACGUAGAACAGUACAGUUUGAAAGACGACCAAGUCAAAGAUAUGCACGCCGUCAAAGUCAUGUUUUAAGAGAACGUCAGCGUCAACAAGUGGAGCAACCACAACCAGCUCCAGUUAUUACUAACGAAGAAGAAUCUUUGCAACGUCAAUCAAGUCAAUGUAGUACAAAAUCUUCAGAUUCUAGCGUACAUCCUACGCCUUCGCCUUUAGUAGAUUCCUUAUUGAAAUCUCUGGCCAAAGACCAGCAACCUUUAGAACCUAGAAAUCAAACAAUUGCUAAUACGGAAAAAGAAUCAGAACCAGUGAAAACGAGUUUAAUUAUCGAAAAUAUAAGUAAUCAAACAUCCUUAGUACCAAAUAAUCAAGUUGGUGGUACUUCUUCACUGCCUCCGCGUACACCUAUUCCUCCAGAAUCAUUAAAAUGCAAUAUAUUAAAAGCAAAGUCUUUAGAACAAGGGAAAAAUUCAAAUUUAGUUUCAAUUACGUCUAUGGAUACACCUACAGUUAUUAGUAAAAAUAAUCAGCAUUCUGAUGCAGCAACAAUUGUAUCGGUGGGAGGAGAUAAAUUGACACUUUCAGUAAGCGGAACUACAAUGAUAAAUCCAUCUGCUGAUGACAACGUGACUGUAACACACUUUUCUCUAGACAGCUGGGGACAAAUUGAACAAAAAACAACACAAUUGAAUCCUAAAAUUUCAAAUCAAUCUCAAAAUCCAUUCAAUCCAUUUACUAGCGAUAAUAAUAACGAAAUUACUAAUAAUAUUUCUGAAAAUACCGAGGAAGAUACAAAAACAGAAGAAGAAAAAACAAAUACAAACCCGUUCAUUGAUUCAAAUCCAUUUUUGGGCUUGCUUAAUCCUUUUAAAGAAAUACAACCUAUGGCUGAAAAGAAAGCUGAAGCGGAAAUAGAAAAAAAUGGAGCGAGAGUCGUAAAAACUGAAGAGAUACAAACUACUACUACGACUCUUACUCACAAGGAUGAUAAUUCGGCAGUUUCUGAUAUAAGUCCUUGGUUAGUAGCCGAUCCACAAACAACGACAACAGAUCAAACUCCAAUUAAACAUACUGUAAUCACGAGGAAGACCGUAAUUACAACGCAAUUGUAAAAUAUUAAUUAAUCAAUGAAAAAUACAAAAAAAUAACGAAUAAUAU
Messenger RNA from Apis florea (little honeybee), 2552 nucleotides. RefSeq names its product erythrocyte membrane protein band 4.1-like yurt (gene yrt). Gene Ontology annotation, biological process: actomyosin structure organization. The record is from RefSeq and is a predicted model, not a curated record. Gene Ontology annotation, cellular component: cytoskeleton. NCBI's taxonomy places the organism in Eukaryota, Metazoa, Arthropoda, Insecta, Hymenoptera, Apidae. Gene Ontology annotation, molecular function: cytoskeletal protein binding.